Pieris rapae (cabbage white) is the source of this 988-nucleotide messenger RNA. RefSeq lists its product as uncharacterized. The transcript has 3 exons. The coding region runs from base 90 to 548 and encodes 152 amino acids. The record is from RefSeq and is a predicted model, not a curated record. Lineage: Eukaryota; Metazoa; Arthropoda; Insecta; Lepidoptera; Pieridae.
UCCAUUGAUAAGACAAAGAUAAACGUUGAGUGCAGAUUAGUUAUAAACGGUGAGCGAAUGACAGUGCGUUUGUAACGUUCGAUGAGAAAAUGUUUUUCGCUUUAUGUGUGGUGGGAUUAUUAUCACUUGUGUCAUCAGAAAGCUGUUUUUACCAGCGGUGCUUAGCCUGUCACCCACAGGAAACAAUAUGGCCUGGAAAUCCCCAAGAAUGCGAUCCUUCUCACUGGGUAACAGCGGAAUGGGUUCAUAAUCUGGGACAUCCACCGCCAAGAACUGAUUCCAGGAUUAACGUGGAAAUGCGUUGUCUCAAAAUGGUGGCUACGCCCGACGACAAGACUUUUGGAAAUACGGUAGAUGUUAUCAAAGGAUGUGUGCCGAAGGUGCAGGUUGAUUCAGUAUGUCUAGGCUUGGUAGCGGUCGAGCGCGCUCGGGGUCACAGCGACGCAAGAUGCUACAUCUGCAACGGAAACGAUUGCAACUCCGCGUCACAUAUCAACCCCAGUAUGGCUCCUUUGCUACCGCUCAUACUAUACUAUGUACUAAGGUGAACAGGAUGUAUUAAAAAUAGAGUUAAUACGCGUAAUUAAUGCGAAAUUAUAAGAAUACGACAGGUCCUUAAUAGACAUUUAACUAUUAAUAUCAAAGGUAUAAAACACUCAGAUUAAGUAGAAUUCUGACUAUGCGGCAUGGAAACGAUUUUGCGACCGCUUCGUUCACCUUAAGGUUACCAUACAGACCAGCCUCUAUCGACUAGAAAUGUUAAACUAGAUGUCUUCGUCUGCAUCUCCUCCGUUAAAAGUAUCGCGAUAUUGUGAUAUUUUUUACUUAAGUUUGAUAGUUUUUAAUAAGAUGCUUCAUAGCAUUCAUAUUUAAUAUGUGAAAUGGUUAUUAGUAACACCCUUAUACAUGAACAAACUGUAUCUCAAAAAGCUGUUAAAUGAUUUUUCCUAAUCUCGUGUCGCUUUGUAAAUAAAUAAACUGGUGUCAA